Molecule: messenger RNA, 734 nt
Organism: Eurypyga helias (sunbittern)
Lineage: Eukaryota; Metazoa; Chordata; Aves; Eurypygiformes; Eurypygidae
Gene: LSM3
Product: LSM3 homolog, U6 small nuclear RNA associated (S. cerevisiae)
Exons: 4
Coding region: 1-405 (134 amino acids)
Biological process (GO): P-body assembly; mRNA splicing, via spliceosome
Cellular component (GO): catalytic step 2 spliceosome; U4/U6 x U5 tri-snRNP complex; U6 snRNP
Molecular function (GO): RNA binding
Source: RefSeq, a predicted model, not a curated record
AUGGCCCUGGGUUUGGUUUUUCUAGUCUGUGCCAUCAAUGGCGUAGGUGUGCUGGUCCGUAAGCUGGCUGGUUUGUGGACGUUAGGCUUUCUGCUGCAGUGUGGGCAAUCCUUGCUGCAACAGACAACAAAUACUGUAGAGGAGCCUCUUGAUCUCAUCCGACUCAGUCUAGAUGAGCGAAUCUAUGUCAAAAUGAGGAAUGACAGAGAGCUUAGAGGCAGACUGCAUGCAUAUGAUCAGCACUUAAAUAUGAUUUUGGGUGAUGUAGAAGAAACUGUAACUACAAUAGAGAUUGAUGAAGAAACCUAUGAGGAGAUUUAUAAAUCUACCAAAAGGAAUAUUCCGAUGCUCUUUGUCAGAGGUGACGGCGUUGUGCUUGUAGCUCCCCCGUUGAGGGUUGGUUGAAGCAACAAAGGAUUUAACCUUGUUGGAAGGUUUCAGGCUUUUGGACAAUGGUUCAUGUUUUGAUCAUGUGCAGAAUUUUGUGACACGUUUUUUACAGGAUGUUUUUGUCCUUUUGGGAAGGGGGAGGGAAGGGGAAGCAGUUUGCCUUGCAGAAAUUACAUGUAGUCAAUUGAAGCGGUGUAGACCCAACCUGAUUUUAUCAGAAUUAAUGUAACUGCUGUAAAUUGGCUGUAUUGUCAUGUCAGUAAAAGAAUCCUUCAUUUUUUUUUAAUCUUGGCAAUAGCACUGUCUGAAUUUUUUGUUUAAAUAAAUUUGAUUUAUCUUUCAGA